AUGCCGACGGAACGCGACUACCAAAUCUCCCCUAUCGUGCAGGAAUCCGUGAUGCACAAUACCAAGGCCCUCUCGAAUCUCCAGAGUCUUACGGCCUCUCUAUUCGGCGUCGCGGCCGGAAUACUGGGUCUUGAAUCCUACAACGGCUUCCUGUUCUAUUUUCUCUUCUCAUUCUUCACCAUCUUCCUAGUCUACAUCUUCCGCAUCGCGCCGCAAUCAACAUCCGCAGGCUUGCCUUUCCUCAGCACGAGCCGAUACUUUAGGGGCUCCUUGGAAUUCUGGACGAGCGGCUUGUUUGGUGGACUUCCUGGCUUCAUUCUCACAUGGACGCUGUUCUAUGGUCUUGUAAGGGCAUGA
Colletotrichum truncatum is the source of this 357-nucleotide messenger RNA. Its product is annotated as duf786 family protein. Lineage: Eukaryota; Fungi; Ascomycota; Sordariomycetes; Glomerellales; Glomerellaceae. Gene Ontology annotation, biological process: protein folding in endoplasmic reticulum; autophagosome assembly. The record is from RefSeq and is a predicted model, not a curated record. Gene Ontology annotation, cellular component: EMC complex; membrane; endoplasmic reticulum.